Messenger RNA from Aphanomyces astaci, 839 nucleotides. RefSeq lists its product as hypothetical. Bases 1 to 723 code for a protein of 240 amino acids. The transcript has 4 exons. The record is from RefSeq and is a predicted model, not a curated record. Gene Ontology annotation, molecular function: oxidoreductase activity. Lineage: Eukaryota; Oomycota; Saprolegniomycetes; Saprolegniales; Verrucalvaceae.
AUGGCAGCGCAGGCAUUUCGGUCGUUAGCGCGGCAGCGGCGCUCUGUGUACAAAUACCAAAGCAAGGCGAUUCCAAAUGACAUCCUGAAGGACAUCAUGCUAACAACACAGCGGGCGCCAAGCGGAUUCAACCUCCAACCGUAUGCCUGUGUGUUGGUGCAAGAUGCCGCCGACCGCAACACGCUGAGUGCCGCCAUGCUUGGCGACAAUGUGCGCAAGGUAAAGGAGGCUCCGCUUAUCGCCGUCUUUGCCUCGGAUCUCGAGCCCAGCAAGCGCGUGCCUGCAAUCCAAGAAAUGAUGCGCUCGGCAGGCCAAUCCACAGCGGACAUCCAGCAACUUCCUCUGAAACUCCGCUUCUUUGGCGGCGAAGGGCACUUGGCCGGCGCGAUCCGCAAUGGCCUCUCCACGGCGCUCACCCCAUUCCAACCCGUCCCGACGUACGUGCCAACCAUUGCAUGGUCAUACAAGUCCACCAUGCUCGCCGUGAGUCAGUACAUUUUGGCGGCCGAAUCCCACGGCAUCGGGUGCUGUGUCAUGGAAGGGUUCGAUGAGACGUGGGUGCGCCAUGCGCUGGACAUUCCGGACCGCUACUCCGUCCCGGUGGUCGUGGCUUCGGGGUACCCCAUCGAAGUCGAUCCGUCGCCGGCGCUGUCGCCGCGACUCGCGCCAUCGCAAGUGUUUUUUGGCGGGAAAUUUGGAGCCGCCGUGCUGGACCAAGAGUAAACGUGAAGUCUUCAUUACUAGUAUUUCACUGGGACAAGGGGGGACUCCCAGUGAAUUGCAUGUGACAUCGUAACUAACGUUAAGCCAAUAAUCACAGCUAACAGUUAUGCGGUAUA